CUCACACCGCACACCACUCAUCACCAUGGCCGAGGAGAAGACUUACACCGUACGCCUGCGAGACGGGAAAUGCUGACCCUCAAGCUCCAGACUGCUGGCUUCGACGCCCGGUUCCCUAACCAGAACCAGACCAAGCACUGCUGGCAGAACUUCGUUGACUACCACAAGUGUGUCAACGCCAAGGGCGAGGAGUUCGCCCCUUGCCAGCAGUUCAAGCGCGCCUAUCAGUCGCUCUGCCCCAACGAGUGGACCAACAAGUGGAGCGAGCAGGUCGAGAACGGCACCUUCCCCGCCUCGCUCGACCCUUAGAAACGUGUGUCUGUAGCUGCAUGAAAUCAAAGCUGCGAAAAGCAUGCGGGUAAAAAUGAAACACCUGGUGCAUCCAACUGUACUCUGACAUACACACGCGUCGUAUGUUGACGCCGACCUGUCUGC
Messenger RNA from Cutaneotrichosporon oleaginosum, 435 nucleotides. NCBI's taxonomy places the organism in Eukaryota, Fungi, Basidiomycota, Tremellomycetes, Trichosporonales, Trichosporonaceae. The record is from RefSeq and is a predicted model, not a curated record.